AUGUUUCCUUGGUCUGCUGUUUUCUCCCUGGAGCCCAAAGUCCCGGGACAGCGCAGCACUGAAGAACUAGUCACAAAUACUCUAAUGUUGGAGUUGGGUGCCAUGGUGAAGCGCACAGAACGCAUCCGUCUGGAGCGGGCCACAGAGGGCCGCCGACGCCGUCGCAGCUCCUCCUCCAUGGCUGACUACAGCUGGCUGGCCAACACCCCCACCCCGCAGCCCUACCAGCUGACACCCAAUGACCUCCUGGAGCUGCAGGACCUGUGUGCGAAGAUUCCUCCUGCACAGUGUGGCCCUGUGAUCGUCAGGUUCAGGAGGUUGGUGUCGCAGAUGGCACCUGAGGUCCACGAGGUUCCCCGGCUGUUUCGCUCGGUACUACACGACUGUGUGGAUGAGAUCAAUGGAAACACUGAAGAGCACCUGCAAGACACCAUAAUUGAAAAGCAACAGCGCAGCAAGAGCCUCUCUUUCAUCACUUUCCGCACCAAAUUUCGCACGGGGCAGUUCUUCAAAGGUGGCGGCAUGAGAGGCUCCAGGGGAAAUCUGCAGCAGGAGGUGGACUGGUCAGACGAGGAGGAAGAGGGAGAAGAGGAGGAGGCCAUCAAGGCCAGGGCGAGGAAGGGAAGGAGCAAGAGCAUGCCAGAGAUCAGUCCUAUGGAGCAGAGUGCUCAGGGUUGA
Messenger RNA from Cheilinus undulatus (humphead wrasse), 678 nucleotides. Its product is annotated as RD3 domain-containing protein. Bases 1 to 678 code for a protein of 225 amino acids. Lineage: Eukaryota; Metazoa; Chordata; Actinopteri; Labriformes; Labridae. The record is from RefSeq and is a predicted model, not a curated record. The transcript has 2 exons.